GGGGCCUGCCGUCACGCGCGGCCCCGCCCCCUCGGCCUCCCUCGGCCUCCCGGAGGCGGCAACCGCUGCUCGGCGCUUCCCGGUUGGCGGCGCGGGCUGCACCUCUCUCUCUGGAGACCAUGGGGGACCCCAGCAAGCAGGACAUCCUGGCCAUCUUCAAGCGCCUCCGCUCGGUGCCCACGAACAAGGUGUGCUUUGACUGUGGUGCCAAGAACCCCAGCUGGGCCAGCAUCACCUAUGGGGUGUUCCUGUGCAUCGACUGCUCGGGCUCACACCGCUCGCUGGGUGUCCACUUGAGUUUCAUCCGGUCCACAGAGCUGGACUCCAACUGGUCCUGGUUCCAGCUGCGCUGCAUGCAGGUCGGAGGAAAUGCCAAUGCCUCUUCCUUUUUCCAUCGACACGGCUGCACCACCAGCGACACCAACUCCAAGUACAGCAGCCGCGCCUCCCAGCUCUACAGGGAGCGAGUCAAGUCGCUGGCCACCCAAGCCACGCGGAAGCACGGCACCGACCUGUGGCUUGAUAGCUGUGUGGUCCCGCCCGCGUCCCCACCACCAAAGGAGGAAGACUUCUUUGCAGCUCAUGUGCCUGCUGAGCUCGCCAGCACAGCCUGGGCAUCUGUGCAGCCGGAGCUGCCUCCUUCCACACCAAAGGCCAUGGUGACGAUGCUGGAAAGCAGUGAAGGUGGACCAGACGUGGGGCCAAGCGUGGCAGGUCUCAAUGCCCCUGCGAAGGCCACCUCAGAGGUCUCCUCUCUUAUAAAGAAGAAACCCAAUCAAGCUAAGAAAGGACUUGGAGCCAAAAAAGGAGGCCUGGGGGCCCAGAAACUGGCGCACACGAGCUUUGAUGACAUCGAGAAACAGGCUCAGGCUGCAGACAAGAGGAAGGAGCAGGAAGAGCUGGCCAGGGCAGCCCCCAAGGAGGAGUCCAUUGUCUCAUCGUUGCGACUAGCCUACAAGGACCUUGAAAUCCAGAUGAAGAAAGACGAGAACCUGAGUGGCCAAAAGAAAGCCGAGGCCGAGAGGCUGGGCAUGGGCUUUGGAAGCUGCAGAAGUGGCGUCUCGCACUCAGUGACGUCAGACAUGCAGACCAUAGAGCAGGAGUCGCCGGUGCUGGCCAAGCCGAGGAAGAAGUACGCCGAGGAUGGUGAUGAGUCCUACUUCACCUCCAGCUCCAGGUACCUGGACGACCCACUGGAGCUGAGGGGCAGUUCCUUCCCCAGCUGGGACGACAGCACAGACUCCUGGAGGAGGGAGAGCAGCAGAGACGCGGGAACAGUGCUGAAGGGCACGGGCUACGCAGACAGGCCUACCACCCGUCGCAAGCCCGAGUCCGAGCCUGUGGACCACACCGACGAGGCCCAGAAGAAGUUUGGCAACGUGAAGGCCAUCUCUUCAGACAUGUACUUUGGCAGACAAGCCCAGGCUGACUACGAGACCAGGGCCCGGCUGGAGAGGCUGUCGGGCAGCUCGGCCAUCAGCUCUGCGGACCUGUUCCAGGAACAAAGGAAGCAGACAGCAGGGACCUACAACCUGUCCAGCGUGCUGCCCAGCGCCCCUGACAUGGCACAGUUCAAGCAGGGCGUGAGGUCUGUGGCUGGGAAGCUGUCCGUCUUCGCCAAUGGAGUCAUGACGUCCAUUCAGGAUCGCUAUGGCUCCUAAUACGGGAGGCUCCCACACUCCCAGGACCGGCUGCUCCUCCCCUGCUCCGGGACCAGCUCCUCCUCC
Molecule: messenger RNA, 1727 nt
Organism: Ochotona princeps (American pika)
Lineage: Eukaryota; Metazoa; Chordata; Mammalia; Lagomorpha; Ochotonidae
Gene: ARFGAP3
Product: ADP ribosylation factor GTPase activating protein 3
Exons: 16
Coding region: 120-1661 (513 amino acids)
Biological process (GO): COPI coating of Golgi vesicle
Molecular function (GO): GTPase activator activity
Source: RefSeq, a predicted model, not a curated record